Molecule: messenger RNA, 1594 nt
Organism: Gossypium arboreum
Lineage: Eukaryota; Viridiplantae; Streptophyta; Magnoliopsida; Malvales; Malvaceae
Product: phytoene synthase 2, chloroplastic
Exons: 7
Coding region: 179-1435 (418 amino acids)
Biological process (GO): carotenoid biosynthetic process
Molecular function (GO): geranylgeranyl diphosphate synthase activity
Source: RefSeq, a predicted model, not a curated record
AUUAAGAAACAAUUUAAGAGCAGAACCGGGUUUGGUCUUAGGAUCCCAACACCUAAUCCCGACAACCAUUUGUUUCAUUUUGAUUAUAUUAUUCAUAAAUCACUAUCCUCCUCCUCCAUUUAACAAUAAUUGUAGCUAUCCAUCAAAAUAAUAACAAUAGAUCCCAUUUGGUUUCAACAUGUCUUUAAAGUUGCUUUGGUUUGUAUCUUCCCAAUCAAACUUGGGGUUCCUUCAUCAUGGGAACCGGUCCUUGCCAUGUCCCAAUUUGUUGUUCCAACACAGAGCAGGUAAAGGUAAGAAUCAGAGAUGGAAACCCCAUUUUUGUUCUUCAAGGACUUAUGUUCCUGGUUCAGAAGGGUUAAGAAGAAGCAAGGUGAAGGUCACUGUUGUGUCAACCAUGGCAGCCACUAGCUCAGCAGGUGAAAUAGCUAUGUCAUCAGAGGAGAAGGUUUACAAUGUGGUGUUGAAACAGGCAGCUUUGGUUAAUAAGCAAUUGAGAUCACCUCGUGUGGAUGUCGUUGUACCUGGUGAUUUGAGCUUGUUAAAUGAAGCAUAUGAUCGUUGUGGUGAAAUUUGUGCCGAGUAUGCAAAAACCUUUUAUUUGGGAACUUUGCUGAUGACCCCUGAAAGACGUAGGGCUAUAUGGGCUAUCUAUGUAUGGUGUCGGAGGACCGAUGAGCUCGUUGACGGACCAAAUGCACCGCAUAUAACUCCCACUGCUUUAGAUAGGUGGGAAUCCAGGUUGGAAGAUCUAUUCAACGGUCGUCCGUUUGAUAUGCUCGAUGCCGCUUUGGCCAACACGGUUAAUAAAUUUCCAGUCGAUAUUCAGCCUUUCAAAGACAUGAUAGAAGGAAUGAGGAUGGACUUAAGGAAAUCCAGAUACAAAAACUUCGACGAACUAUAUCUCUAUUGUUAUUAUGUAGCCGGCACUGUCGGGUUGAUGAGUGUGCCUGUGAUGGGCAUUGCACCUGAAUCUUUAGCUAGCACAGAGAGUGUGUAUAAUGCUGCAUUAGCAUUAGGGAUAGCUAAUCAACUCACUAAUAUACUCAGAGAUGUUGGGGAAGAUGCGCAAAGGGGAAGAAUUUAUCUACCACAAGAUGAGUUAGCACAGGAAGGACUAUCAGAUGAGGAUAUUUUUAGUGGAAAAGUAACAGAUAAGUGGAGGAACUUCAUGAAGAAACAAAUAAAGAGGGCAAGAAUGUUGUUUCAUGAAGCUGAAAAAGGAAUUAAAGAGCUAAAUGCAUCGAGUCGAUGGCCGGUAUCGGCAUCAUUGAUGCUAUAUAAGCAGAUAUUAGAUGAGAUAGAGGCCAAUGAUUAUAACAACUUUACAAAGAGAGCUUAUGUAAGCAAAGCAAAGAAAUUAAUUGCCCUCCCUGUUGCAUAUGUUAGAUCUCUCGUGGCUCCAUCAACAAUUCGUUCUUCUCAUCGGAAUUAAUUUCACCUUCUAUUCAAAUAAAGCUUAAUAGUUCAUUGUAUAGUAUUUGAAUCCAUGUAUAUUAGCAUUAUCUUUUUACGAAUGUUUUGAAGCAUGGUGGAAGCAUAUGUGUAUAUAUAGUAAAAUCAUUUAUACGACUAAAAUAUUCUAAUAACCAAA